AUGAUUGGUUUAGAGUCAUUGGAUCUGAGUUUCAACAAAUUAUCCGGAUCAAUUCCGGAGUCAUUGAAAGCAUUAGACUCUCUUGGGCAUUUGAAUUUAUCUUACAAUAACUCGAGUGGCAGGAUCCCAAGAGGACAUCAUUUUGAAACAUUGAGUGUGGAUGGUUCAGCCUUCUUUGGAAAUGAUUUGUUGUGUGGGGUUCCUACAAACAAGAGUUGCGAGGGUAGUAAUACUUCAGCAGAUAUUACAGAUGAAGAACAUCCAAGGGAGAUGCUAUUGUUUUACGGUAUUGUUGCUAUGGGGUUUGCAGUUGGGUUUGGAGGUUUAUUUUUUGUUUUGCUUCUCAAGAAAGAGAAGUGGUGGUUUGGGUAUUGGAGAGUUGUUGAUACUAUUGCAGCCAAAGUAACAGGUUGCAUAAUGAGAAAUCGAUAA
Messenger RNA from Papaver somniferum (opium poppy), 432 nucleotides. Its product is annotated as putative receptor-like protein 8. Lineage: Eukaryota; Viridiplantae; Streptophyta; Magnoliopsida; Ranunculales; Papaveraceae. Gene Ontology annotation, molecular function: protein binding. The coding region runs from base 1 to 432 and encodes 143 amino acids. The record is from RefSeq and is a predicted model, not a curated record. The transcript has a single exon.